AUGGUUAUACGACUUACACAAGGAAGUAGUUAUGGUAGUAGUGGCGGUGAUACAACAGCAACAACAGCACCUGAUUCAGCAACACCAAUUGCAGCUUCAGUUUACUUACCAUCACCCUGUAAUAAUUAUUCAACAAUUGCUGAUCCAACACGUUUAAUAACAUCGGCUGGUGGUUUAGCAUGUGAUAAUACAUUUUUUACUACUGUUGCUGCAACUCCGAAUUAUAUACGUUUUAUCGCACCUGGCGGUACACAACUGGCUACAUCCCCGCCAAAUAAUGCUAAUGGUAAUGUCUGUGGCACCCAAGUUGCUGGUUGGACAAAUGUAACAUAUCCAUCCGUGGCUGGUCAAACAGUCAAUGCAUUUGUUAAUUAUGCAUACCAAGGCAAUCCAAGUUAUGGUUAUCAGUAUUGGGUGGUUGUAAUAAAUUGUAACGGGUUUUAUGUGUUUGGUAUAUGGGCACCUCCAAAUUGUGAUUAUCGUUAUUGUACAGAGCCAUAA
Messenger RNA from Didymodactylos carnosus, 501 nucleotides. The record is from the annotation of a GenBank genome assembly. NCBI's taxonomy places the organism in Eukaryota, Metazoa, Rotifera, Eurotatoria, Philodinida, Philodinidae.